AUGGUGCGACUCUUCUCACUCAAGAUGCCGCAAGAGACCUUUGAUCGGCUUCUGCACCACCUGCCUGAGCGCGCCCAAGACCGCGUUCGGCGGUUCCGGCAUCCGGACGAUGCGGUCCGCUCCCUGGCCGCGAGGUUAUUGCCGACCUGGUACUUGCGCGAAGCCGGUAUCGUUGCUCCUUCAGAGCACCCCAAGUUUGGCGUAGCUCCUAGAGGGAAGCCGUACCUGCUUGAUCCAACGGCCAAGGUUGGCUUCAACACGACGCAUGAAGGCGAAUACGUUUUGCUGGCGGUUGGGGACGGGGAAGUCGGCGUGGAUGUCAUGGACCUGCCGAAAGACCCGCAGGAGCUCGAGGAAGGCAUCUCAUUUCAGGACGAACGACUGGGACUGUCCACGACAAGCGGCAUCAUCAAGUCGAAGUACCUGACUACGUUGUGGACAAUGAAGGAGGGCUAUACGAAGGCGAUUGGAACGGGCAUUUCAUUUGGACUCGAUCGGAUAAAUGUACAUGUCGGGGACGGGCAGGUCUCUGCUCUCGAAAUCGACGGCAAAAACGCCCGACUAGACGGCUGGCACUGGGCCGUCGGUAGCUUGGACGCCGGAGCGUACGGCUGGGCUGUGAUUUGGAACGGCGAGGAUGACCAGACUGUGACGCCGGAGCCACUCGACUGGAACUCGUUCGUGCGAUCUUUUAUCGGGCACGACUAG
Molecule: messenger RNA, 708 nt
Organism: Trichosporon asahii var. asahii CBS 2479
Lineage: Eukaryota; Fungi; Basidiomycota; Tremellomycetes; Trichosporonales; Trichosporonaceae
Exons: 3
Coding region: 1-708 (235 amino acids)
Cellular component (GO): cytosol
Molecular function (GO): holo-[acyl-carrier-protein] synthase activity; magnesium ion binding
Source: RefSeq, a predicted model, not a curated record